AAUCUCGUUACGCGUCAGUCCCUUUGAUUUACUGUUGCUUUUUAAACUUAUUAAAAAUUAAUUACAUAACAAAAUACUGUGACAAGAUGUAUGGGAGGUCACCGGAGCGGCGGCGUCGGCAAAAACUGGCCCACUCGUCCACUUUUAGAGUUGAGAACGAGCAAAACCCGGAAGAGAUGCCGCAGUACUUUCAGAUAUCAGUCAAUAUAUUAGAAGCACGAAAGCUAGAAUGGUCUCAUCCUCAUUUAACAAAUUCGUAUGUUGUUGUCAUUUUUGGAAAGAAGAAAUACAGAACUAAUAUAAGAAGAAAUAUGACUGAUCCUUAUUUUAACGAGUGUUUUGUUUUUGAAACAUUCACGAGUAUUCAAGAUCUGCAACGAUCUAGCCUCUGGUUGGCGGUGAUGGAGCCCAGAUGUUGCGCCUCUUCUAGGUUGUUAGGAGAGGCUUCAAUAGAAAUGGGUACAAUUUGGAUGCAACCAAGGCAUCAAGUAUUUCACAAAUGGGCUCUGCUUACGUUAGCACGAGACCCAGCAGCGGGACCAUUAGGGUUCUUGAAGGUAGACAUCUCGAUUAUUUUCCGGGGAGAGUUGCAAAUCAUGCCUGCAAUAAUUUCUGCUGAAAAGCCUGACGAAAACAAUCUCCUUUUACCGACUGGUUCGGAGCAACAACGUGCCAACUACGUGAUUGCCAUCUUUGGAGCCUUCGGUCUGCCGAGCGGGUCUCACGGCUACGGUGACAGGCGAUACGGAAAACCACCGAGCACUUUUGUUAAAGUCUCAUUUUGUGGGCUAGUGAUAAAAACAGGUGUGCAGCACAAAAGCAACAACCCUAUGUAUUGUGAACAGAUUUCAAUAGUGGAAAUGUUUCCAAACAUCUGCCAGACUAUCAGAUUGGAUGUUUGUUCUUCGGAUGGUUGUUUACACAGAGUAAUUGCCAGCACGCAUUUAAAACUUGGACUGGUGUCUCACGACGGAGAGAACGGGUUCCUCCCAACGUUUGGUCCAUCCCUGCUCCACAUGUAUGGAGCAGGACCUUUUGGAGCAACAAGUGAGGAUGGCCCAUACCAUAGGGGGGCACUGCUCGUUUCACUGAAGACCAUCGUGCCGUACUACCAACAGGGUUGCAGGAGUACCAACGUUGAACCCGUUACUCAAAUGAAACCAGAUCAGAUUUGGAUUAUGGACGACUUUUGGAUCUAUUGCCCUAUUAUGGAGGUUUCGAUGUUAGACUAUUCUAUAGCAGGAAAGUGCAGUGGUAUAGCUUUGACUGUUGGGGAAGUGAACACUGAUAUUAUUUCGGAUCAAGAUUUCGCUUCACUGACAGCUGAAUUAAAAUCUCACAAGCUACAUUACACGGGUUCUGUCAAUGUUAGAAGUUCGGAUCCGUCGUAUGGCUAUCUAGAAUUCCAAAACGGCUAUCCAGUUUUACAAGUUGCCCUACGUUUACCAGAUUUCCGUUUUCGUAUGUACAGGAGCAAUAUGGUUAAUGGCAUCGUCACUGAUCUAGAAUCUUCGGUAAAGAACGUUGAACAAAGACUGAAAACGCAGGAAUACAAAACACCUAAUGAAUUAGUAGAUGAAAUUAAUAAAGCUGUUGAUGAUGCCGCAGAAAAAAUUGUUAAGUUUUUAGACAUAGUCCAGUAUUCAAAGACCAAUGAUAGUGACACAGUAAUGCAUCAUAAUAUGACUGAACUCGACCAAAACCAACUAUCGCUGCAAAAGGAAGAAAUGGAAAAGAUAUACAAACAAACAUUAAGAAGGCAUAAAUCAAGAUCAACAUUAAGUCUAAUACAUACAGUUACUUACGGGGAUGUACCUUGUGAUACGAAAAAAGGUGUCAAGUUAUUGCUCGCAGAAAUCAAAAUUAUAUCACAAAACUUACGGAAUCUUAUAUUUAAGUCUUCAGAAGGUUGGCCUGAUCUUGUUUUAUGGCUAUUGCGUGAUGGAUCUAGAGUGGCAUAUGCCAGGAUUCCCGCUGCUGACGUGAUUCAUUCAGUUAUACCAGAACAAAGUGGCCAAUAUUGUGGUGCGAUACAGUCUUUGUUUGUAAAGCCAACAAAAUGCCCUAUCCAUAUAAAUUCAUACGACUCCGAGUGCUUUUGCAUUGCUGGCAAAAUAGAACUUUUUGUUUGGAUGGGAUUGUAUAGAAAGAAAUCAUGUUUUGAAAGCUUUUUGCCUGUCGGUAUGAAACUUAGAGUUUGUGGACAUGAGCUUACACUGAAAUCAAAAGUGUUGAUGUUGGAUUGCCGUAUGUUUGUGUAUAGAGCAAAAUUAAAUAAUAUCACCGAUAAUGGAGCAAAUCACUCCUACAUCUUCUUGAGAAUGAAUAUUCUGAAUUCAACGAAGGAGACUAAGAAAAUACAGAAAUCUGCAUCACCUGUAUGGAAUCAAAUAUUGAAAAUAAAUACCAUGGUCUUCUCAUCACUGGAAAGAAUGAUAAAUAGUCCACCUAUUAUGAUGGUUGAGUUAUACGAAAUUGAUUAUACGGUCUCAGAAAAAUUGAUAAAAACUACAAGCUAUUUGAAUAUAGAUGAAAACUUUAUUUCCUCCGAAAUUAAAGAUAACGAUACAAACGGAUUGGACAUGGAACCGCUACCGUCCAAUUUGAUACCACAGUCGUCAACUUAUAAAGUUGAUGUCUAUUGGUGGGGCUUACGCGAUAUGAAUCUCAUAAGAAGACCUUGUGUGGUCCUCGAAAUCGAUGAACUUACAAUUAAAUCAGACGUCAUCACGGAAAAUCAGGUUAACUGCAAUUUUUCCAACGGCAAGUCCAGCCAUGUCUUUGAAGCUCCUCUGAACCAUACAUGUACGUCGCCGUUAAGUGUCAGGUUAUAUGACAGUGGAACUUUUGGGAGAGCUCGUUUUAUUGGUACCAAUGAAGAGAAGCACCCAAAAAAAUAUACAGUUAGCUGGAUUGCGCAAAGCGAGAGAGAACUAUCGUUAAAGUCUGCAUCUAUAAUGUCUUCAGAUUUCUGUCAAGUGACUCCGGUAAUUUACAAGAAAAAAAAGGACGAUAGACACGGUGACUUCUCUGCCGCUAAUAGGACAAGGUUGAGACAUAUAAACCAUAAACAUAGAGCUAAAAGAUCCGCGUGGGCAAGAUUAUUCAACAGCAGAGGUCCCACUGAAGAAGAAUAUGUGCUUUUACCAAUGUUCGAAAAGGAAAAAGACCAUUAUAGGGUCAUAAAGAAAGUCACAAAGUCCCUCGACCAAAAAGACUGGUGGUUUAGAUACUUCAACUCGAUCAAAGACGGCAACAUAGUUGAGAACAAAUCAAAUAAUGUUGACAAAAUUGUGGUAUAUGACACAGAAUUAGAAAAUCAAGCAGAAUUUUCGAAAUUCAAAGAUUGGUGCACGUCUCUAAAAUUGUAUAAUGGUAAAAAGACAGGGAUUCCUUCGAAAGAUGAAAGGUUGUACUGUGGUGUUCUGAAAGUUGGCAUAGCAAUAUACAAGUGGCCACCACCUGAAGAUGUUAUAGCUGUCACACCCAGUGGAAUAGAUUUGAAUAAUGGUUAUUUUGAUGAUUUUCCGAAUAACGACCCGGCUCAAUAUUUAGUACGUGUUUAUGUAGUAAAGGGUACUGAUCUAAAAAAGAUAGAUUUCACAGGUCAGUCUGACCCUUAUGUGAUACUUAGUUGUGGGAAGAAGAUUUUAGGAGAUCGGAAUAAUUUUGUGAAGAAUAACGUGAAUCCUGUUUUUGGAAGAUUGUACGAAUUUCGUAGUAAAUUACCAGAGGACUACAUGCUGACGAUAUCUUUAUAUGAUUUCGAUCCGAUUCAGGCGGAUGCUUUGAUUGGUAGCACUUCCAUUGAUUUGGAAGAUCGAAUAUAUACCAAGCACAGGGCACGCGUCGGCAUAUCUUCCAAGUAUAACUUAAGGGGCCCGUAUGAAUGGAGAGAUUGCUACAAGCCCUCUGAAAUAUUGGAAGAGAUUUGUGAAAAGAAUCACUUGCCACCACCAAUUUAUCUGGAAUGUGGGACAAUUAUAGUGAACGGUGUAGAAUAUAAAGAUUCUGAUAGGGACAAAAUAUAUGUUUCGGCAUCAGAACGCAAGGAGAAUAUAUGUUUGACCUUAUUGCAUCAGUGGCACACCUUGCCCGUUUGUGGUUAUCGAUUAGUACCUGAGCAUUUGGAAACUAGGACGCUAUAUAAUCCUGAGAAACCAGGUUAUGAACAUGGCAAGAUUCAAAUGUGGGUGGACAUAUUCCCUUUGGACACAGAAUUGUAUGUGCCGCCACCGAUUGAUAUAACUCCACGGAAAGCUGUUAGCUAUGAAUUAAGACUGAUCAUUUGGGAUGUCCAAAAGUUGAAGUUGGAGGAUAGCAUUGCCAGCAAGAAAUAUCCGGAUAUUUUUGUUAGAGCGUGGAUUGGUUCCACUAGUCAAGCGCAAGAUACAGACAUUCACUGCAGAUGUACCAACGGAGAGGGAAGUUUUAACUGGAGAAUGAUAUUUGAUUUCCAAUACCAGCAUGUUGAAAGAAAGAUAGUGGUGAAAGAAAAAGAUACAUUCACAGAAUAUAAGGAGAAAGUACCUCCUAUUUUAGUUGUUCAAGUUUUGGACACUGAAGCUGUGGCCGACGAUUUUAUAGGGACGGUCAUUUUGAACCUAAAUGCAUUGCCAAGAGGAGACAAAUUUCCGAGUCAGUGUAACUUAGAAGCAGUGGCCAAGGCUAAGAUUGUAAAUUUAUUCACUAUGCGAUCCAUGCGAGGCUGGUGGCCACUAUGGACCAUUGAUACUGAUAUCGAAAGAAAACUUUUAGCUGGUGUCAUUGAUAUGGAAAUAACUUUACUUCCCAAAGAGAAAGCUUCGUUAAUGCCUGUGGGAUUAGGGCGGAGUUCCCCUAUUGCUUUGCCAGAACCACAACGCCCCUGUACAACGAGUAUUUUCAUGAAAUUUAAGACUGAAGAGUUGUAUCGAUAUCGAGUAUUUAAAAUAUUAUUCAUCACAUUACUACUGGUAUUACUGAGUAUAUCUGUCAUAUGUAUUGACAUGUUUUCACCAAUGGAAGCAGAUGAAUGGAUAAGGUUGGUAAAGAGGAAUCAGUUAUUGAUUCUAUUGUCAAUAAUGUCAAAGUGCGCGUUUUAA
Chilo suppressalis (striped riceborer) is the source of this 5084-nucleotide messenger RNA. Lineage: Eukaryota; Metazoa; Arthropoda; Insecta; Lepidoptera; Crambidae. The record is from the annotation of a GenBank genome assembly.